UUCUUUCCUGUACAAUCAUGUCGUUUCGCGAUCUAAGAAACUUCACGGAGAUGAUGCGUGUGCUCGGAUAUCCGAGAUUAAUAUCAAUUGGAAAUUUUCGUUUACCGAAUUUUCCAUUAGUCGCGGAAAUUCUUAUUUGGCUGGUGAAAAGAUUCGAUCCUGACGCUGAUGUUCCCACUGAGCACAAUACCGAGGAAGAACGUAUUGCUUUAAUACGUGCUGUUGCUGAAUUUAUGGCGCUGAAAACGAACGUCAAAUUGAAUACAAAGAAACUGUAUCAGGCGGAUGGCUAUGCCGUGAAAGAAUUAUUAAAGGUAACAUCGUUGUUAUACGACGCUCAGAAUAAUAGUAACAAUAACGACGUAACUUCGGAGGACGAUUUUAACGUAACCAAUUUUGAUAUCUCCGAUAAAAUUAAUGAAUUAAAAUCGACUAGAGAAUUGGCUAGGCAGUUGACCGCCACUGGCGCGUCGUUAUUCGACUUGUUAGGGCGCGAAGUUGAUCUACGAGAAGUUCGUAACACCAAAGUUGCCAGACAGUUUGACACGACGGAAAUCGAAAUGGCAUUGAAAAACGUCAUCGACAGUAUGCGCAAGGAAGUGGACGAUACCAAAAAGCAAAUCGAUAAUGUCAAGGACACGGAGCAAAACUUGGACGUGAGGAUCGAGAGGCGGCGCAUGGAACUCGACAGAAAUCAAAAGAGACUGCAAACGUUGAAAAAAGUACGCCCUGCAUUCAUGGAGGAGUUUGAUAAGUUGGAAGUCGAGCUGAGAUCGUUGUACGACGAUUAUUUGCAAAAGUUUCGUUAUCUCGCGUACCUCGAGCAUUUGUACGAAGACUCUGUCAAAGCGGAACAGGAGAGAUUCGAAAGGCGGCAAGAAGCAACUAGGAAGCAGUUGGAGAAAAUGAGGGCGGAGGAUGCGAAUUUCGAGAGUAUAAUGGAAGGAAACGAUUCUAUAUUAGCUUCGAAUCUUCAAGAACCUCCACCUCCACUCGCUGAUACCGAGAAACAAAGUACCGAGAAAAGAGCUCCGAGUAGCCGAUUAAAGUCAGCUGGCCGGGCGUCGAGGAUGCAAAUCUCUCAACGCCGAAUCUACGGGAGCAUGUCGGGCCGUCAAAGGGGAACAAUCCAAGAAUCGAACGACAGUGGUGGCUCGCUGGACAGCGACAGCGACCUGUUGAUCGACGGUGAUCUCGACGACGACGAUGACGACGACGACGACGAAGAGGACGACGACGACAUAUUGGACUCUGUGGGAGGAGCUGAGAUCGGGAAUUUUGAUUUGAAGGUUGGACAAGAAAAACGAGCCGUUAGUAAGCUAGAUCAUUCGGAUGAGGAUUUUUAA
This is a messenger RNA of Nomia melanderi (Alkali bee), 1346 nucleotides long. RefSeq names its product clusterin associated protein 1 (gene Cluap1). Lineage: Eukaryota; Metazoa; Arthropoda; Insecta; Hymenoptera; Halictidae. Gene Ontology annotation, cellular component: cilium; intraciliary transport particle B; microtubule organizing center. The record is from RefSeq and is a predicted model, not a curated record. Gene Ontology annotation, biological process: cilium assembly.